AUGGAGGAUGAAGGCCUGCCCUACUCCAGUAUCAGCGCCUUCAAUGCUCAUCUGCCACCACUUCCUCUGUCCAGGUCAACAAGAAAGCUCCAUGUCUACUUGCCAACGCAGCACGGCGUGCGCAACAUGUUCAUGUCGCAGUAUCAAAACUCCGGCCCAGCCUAUCAGCAGUUUGGUCAGCACUUUCCGGCCAAUGGCGCUUCUUUCCCCCAGCCGAACAACUGGCUGAACACGCCCAUGCUCCAGCCUCACCAGUUCGCUCCUUCUUCGCCACAGGGAUUCCAGCAGACGCAGCAGUACAGCCCCACCACCACGCAGCCGCCCCAGGGAUACCGCCAGAUGCCUUACUACAUUCCCCAGCGCACCCAGUCCCAGGCUCACCAACGCGCUCUUUCUAUUCAAUUGCCCCAGGGCACAUCGCAGUUCGAGCUUCCUGCCCAGCCGGCAAGUGCUGGUGUCACGACGCCGCAGCAGGAGCUCAAUCGCAGACUGUCUUUACCGCCGCAAGCUUUCCAACAGCAACCGAACCAGUCGGUAGAGCGACCAACGCGCCCUACUCUGUCGCGUUCGCCUACUGCUCAUUCUUUGCAGAACCGCCAGUCUCUGUCACCGCAGACUGCGUCACCAACUGCAGGCUCAGUGCACGAUGUCUCGCGCGUGCAGAGCGGCCCUAAUACGCCCUCGUCAUCUUACACGAUGAGCAGCCCAGCGAACUACCCGUUCAGCUCGCAGGCUCUCAACACCAACCCUUUGACUCUCUCAAUGCCCCCUGAGUCGCAGCAGUUCAUCGGAUCGGCUCUUGAUAUCAACGACCCGCGCACUGCCACUCUCAUGGCUGGCAGCGAGAAUAUUCCUCAGCCCUUUACCACCUACACGUAUAAUCCCAACAAGAUCACCCGUACAUCAAGCACCAGCAGCAUGUCGGACAAUGCCACUGGUUCCGCGCAAACCUUGUCGUCGGGUCUCAAUCUGAAGACCGAGCCCAUUUCUGGCGCCACCUCACCGGCCGUCUCCACUGUCGUCACAGAGAACCUCUUUGCAAACGACACAUUCUUCACCGCUGGAAGUAAUGAUUAUAAUUCUUUCUCCUAUUUCCAGGACAGCGAGUUUACCCAGCCCUUCGAUGAUCACUCCCUUAACGAUCAAGACAACGGCAAUAGCUUUGUCAACUGGGAUUAG
Molecule: messenger RNA, 1179 nt
Organism: Pyrenophora tritici-repentis Pt-1C-BFP
Lineage: Eukaryota; Fungi; Ascomycota; Dothideomycetes; Pleosporales; Pleosporaceae
Source: RefSeq, a predicted model, not a curated record